This is a messenger RNA of Zophobas morio, 2338 nucleotides long. RefSeq lists its product as uncharacterized. NCBI's taxonomy places the organism in Eukaryota, Metazoa, Arthropoda, Insecta, Coleoptera, Tenebrionidae. The record is from RefSeq and is a predicted model, not a curated record. The transcript is spliced from 25 exons. Gene Ontology annotation, biological process: Golgi to plasma membrane transport; exocytosis. The coding region runs from base 44 to 2338 and encodes 764 amino acids. Gene Ontology annotation, cellular component: cytoplasm; exocyst.
UUCUACUUACGGUUAUUUUUUUUUGAAGGAGAACAAUUCCUUUAUGGAUAAAGAUCCCCAGGGAAGAGCAGGUAACCCAGUAGAAACGGGAAGCUCAAAAAAACUUUUUCAGGAUGCCCCAGUCAGCACAAACCCUGCACAGUCAAGAAGUACCUCGCUUGCUUCUGGAAAGCGAAGAGUUAAACAAGUCACUAAAAAGGCAACUUCUUUUACAGUUGAAAGAGUAAAUAAAUCGCUUUUUACAGCUCCCUUUACUACUAAAGACUUUAUUGAUAGAAUUUUUUUUAACGAAAUUGACAAAGCUAAAAAUUUGGAUAAAGAAACUUUUCAGGCAUUCCUUCCGGAUUCUUUCAUAGAUAUUAUUGAAAGUUCAAUGGGAGCAUUAUUUGAUUUAAGCACAGAGGUUGAGCAAGUAAUAAAAGAAGGAGAAUCCGAAGUUAUAGAAUGUGAGGGGUUUUAUAAACAAGAUCUAACUAAUGUUUUCCAACAACUGGAAAUUUGUAUCAAUAAUUUUGAGACUUUGGUAAAUCGGGUAAAGAAUAUUGCUGGAAAAACUGUUUAUGUCGGAGAUCGCUUGGAAUCAAUAAAUUCGAAAGUCGACAGAGCCAGGAAAGCUGCUGAACUUAUUGAAUUAUUUGAGAAUUUUUCUAAUUUUUAUAUGAAAAUGGAAAAUAUUUAUGAAGCAGCAGAAAUGAUCCACAAAUUAAAGUUGACGGUUCAUAACUUGCCUGGCUUCGAUCAGGAGAGAAGUCAAAUACUCGAAACUUCUGAGAAGAUCAAAACCAAACUUUUAAAAGAUUUUUCUAAUUCCUGCGCUGAAAAUAAUUUGGAAGUAAUGAAAAAUUGCGCCACCGCCCUUCUUAACUUUGAUGAUGGUCUUAAUCUUUGCAUAAACGAUUACAUUAAUCAGCACCCCUUCUUUUUUUCUAAGGAAAAGCUAAUGAAUUCUGAAAAAGAAGAAGAUUUGUUUCUGCGAACCGCCAAUCUCUGCACCGAAGUGGUCGAUACCAUCCAGCACGUGUUCAGAAGACCAGAAGUGGUCAUGGCAAGGUUUCUUCAAAGAAUUUUUGAACAGAAACUUUCACAAUUUGUGGACGAAUCACUGAAAGCUGCCGGGGAUAAAGGGGUCCUUUGCUAUCUGAACAAACUAACAAAGUUUCACCAGGAAGCAGAAGAUCUGAAAGAUCUUCUACAGAAACUAGACGUCUUCAAUGACACCAAUUUCCUUGAAAGACUUACUGAGAGUUUAUUUUUAAUGUAUAAAUCGGAUGGAAAUUACAUUCAAACGGAGCUUUAUUCACUAAAAAACUUGAGUUCUAAGGCCAUCAGUCAACACUACCAAAAAAUCGGCUACAGAAAAGAAGAAUAUGAAAAGAAAUUUUUUCAAGUCACUAAAGAUGUUGAUAAGCAGUUGUGUUGGAAAAUGGCCAAUUUGGAUGUUUGCUUGAGCUUCAUUCAAUACCAUCGAGAAGCCUUAGAACGAUGCCAAAAAUUGUCCGCUCACGACCAAGUGGCUGCUAACUGUCAGUCCAUAUUUGAAAAUCUGCUGGAUCACAUGGUUACUGAAUUUCUUGAGCCCGCAUUGGACGCCGGGAAUGCAGCAAUUGAACAUUUUGACACUAAAGAAGAGCCUGAUUUUAACUUUCUGCAAUUGGUUUUUUGCAUAACACAAAGUGUUGCAUUUUUAAACAAUUUUUUCGAUAAACACGUCUACGCAAUGUUGAUAUCAUCUUUUUAUGUACAAAAAAAAUCACGUGAAACACUUCAGGUUUAUGUUGAGAAGCUCCAGAGUAAAGUGGAACAAGGGCUUCGUCUACUCUUGAAAGCUACCAGUAGUUAUAUUUCGCGUUGUCUUUCGUAUCAAAAAAAGGAUAUUUACAAUGUGGUUGUCUUUGAACAUGACUGCACACCGACUUUCAUUAUGAUAUGUAGUUUCCUUGAGAAGCAAGUUGAAAUUGUUGAAAACGGAUUAGAUGGCCGAAACAAGACAAACUUUGUUAUGAACAUGGCAAUGAAUUUACAAAACAUUAUUCUACAAAACAUCUCCAACCGGCUAACCGUAAACGAGCUGGGCGCUUUACUUCUUCUUCGCGACGUGGAUAUGGUCAUUCAGAGCAUAAAAAAGUUCCAAAUUGCGUCGGCCGCUACUAUCUUCUCUCUUCUCCGCGAACUCUGUAGCGUGUUGACAUUACAAGCAAAUAACGUCGUCGGUGGAAUAAUGAAAGGAUCCCUUAGCCGCCUGAACAAGGAAAAUAUUACUUUUUUACUGAAGUGUAGAGCGGAUUGGACGCGCAGCAAAAAGCUUAUACUUUCCUCACUUAAAACUUCAUCACAUUGA